CAGAAAACGUAUCCGAAGCCGAAAUCAAUAAGUAGAUUCGUGGACGUGAUUUGUGAGUUGGAACGGCAUACGGGAAGGUGCGGAUUUUCUCUCCCAAAUUUGGCUGAAUUCUCGUCAGCAAUCCCUCCACAAGAUGAAUGCGGAGGUAGAGUUCCACAUCAGGAAUAAUUAUCCGUGGUCUAAAUUACCGGCAAAUGUCAAACAGGUUCUGGGGCAGUCACAGAAAGAAUAUGAGAAGUUAGUUGUCAACUUCAGCGUCAAGAAUCAGCUACGAUACAAAGGAAAUCUUGUGCGCACCGUGCGACGCGAUGAGAAGAAAUACUAUGAGGAACUGCUCAAAUACAGCGCCGAUCACUUGAUGUUGUACCCCUACCAUCUGUCCGAUAUCAUGGUCAAGGGGCUACGCAACACUCCGUUCUCCUACUACCUGAGGAUGAUGCACGGUAUUAUGUCGGGGGAAAAGAGCUACGAUUCCUUGCCGAACUUCACCGCUGCGGAUUGUUUGAGACUGCUUGGCAUAGGGCGUAACCAGUACAUCGACAUCAUGAAUCAAUGCAGAUCCUCCAAGCCCUCUCUCAGUCGAAGUGGAAGCUUCAAUAAAUUUUUUCGACGUCGUCCAAUCAAAGAUCUCCUGCCAGUCAAGCCAAUCGACAGUAUAGUCCUGGAACCUUGGUGGAUUGUGCAAGCCGGCUACAUCACGGAAGAUGACAUCAAGGCUGUUUCAGUGUCGGAAAAGAUCGCUAUUGAUAAGAUCAUUGAUGUAGGCCCACAACUCUCUGGCACGCUGGAUUACUACAUUGUACAUAAACUGUACACAAAAGGACUUGUUUACAUGGACGUUCCUAUUGAAGAUGAUGACUGUAUCAUUGUUCCACCACUGGAAGGUUUUGUCAUGAACCGUCUUCAAGGCGACUAUUUUGAAACACUCCUAUAUAAGAUCUUUGUCUCAAUUGAUGAACAUACCACUGUUGCUGAGUUGUCCAGUGUCCUCCAGAUUGACCUACAGCUGGUCAAGAACGCUGUUUCCAUGUACUGUCGCCUGGGCUUUGCUAGGAGGAAAGGGCAAGACUUGGACCCAGAGGCCCUGCAUCCUUCUUGGCAGGACGCCGAACAAAACAGUACCAAGAAAGCAAUCACCGACGACCUCCUCCUGAUUGACUGGAGCUCCACCCCUCAAGAGGCCAAGAUCUCACCCACAGACAGCCAGACAGCCAUCUCAGACUCAGCAAGCAUCGAGGACUCAGAGACCUCGUCGUCUGGCAUCAUCAGUAGCGUUGGGUCCGGGCACAGUAAGCGCAUCGCCUUCCUGUUUGAUUCCACGCUGACGGCAUUCCUUAUGAUGGGGAACCUGUCUCCGGGAUUGAAGAGCCAUGCUGUGACGAUGUUUGAGGUCGGCAAACUGUCGGACGAAUCGCUGGAGAGUUUUCUCAUGGAGUUAGACAGAGUUCCAAUCAACAGCGUUGCAGAAGGAGAGGCACAGCGAUACUUUGAACACGCAGUCACCCUCAAGAACACAAUCACAUUCCUCAGGCAUAACAAAAGUAUUAGUCCAGACGUGGAGCAGUACAGCAGUGGUCUGGGUAUUGACUUGCUGCGAUGUGAGAGUUUAUUGGGAUUGGAUCCAGCUACGUGCUCUAGAGUCCUACAAAAGAACUAUGAGUUAUUGGUUUCCAUGGCGCCGCUUAGCAACGAGAUCAGGCCAGUGAGUAGCUGCAUCCCACAGCACAUUGGGCCGGCGAUACCCGAGGUGAAUUCUGUGUGGUUUAAGCUGUACAUAUAUCAGAUGGUCCAGAGUGGGCCUCCAACUCUACUCCUAGUGAAAGGAAUGAGGCUACGCUACCUACCGGACAUUUUCCAGGACUACGACCGACUGUUGAUUACGACCUGGGGUCAUGACCCCGGUCUGGUCGCGACCUCCAACGCCCUACUCACCAUCAACGACGCCCUGGCUCAUUCUGCUGUCCUGAUCCAGGGACAUGGUUGGUUGACUGACGGUAGAACAUUCCACAUUCCCUUCCCUCUGAAUGAAGACCAGGGUAAAAUCAGUUCCACCUUAAAAUCGAUGGAGCACCAUCCCACGGUCCGAUCCCUGGCCAAAAUCCUGGACCUCAAGCACACCUGUGGCUACAUCACCCUCCUCAACUCAGGCAAACCCCGUGAUAGGAUACCCAGCGGACACCCCUCUCCCCACCCCACAACAGAUGGGGUGACGGAACCCCUGCCGCACGAGAGAACAGUGACAGAAACAGACAGGCAGAGUAGAGACAUGUCAGACUCCACCCAGGCCAUGUCACAAGUCACGAAACAGUCGCUGACUCUGCCCGUCAGCUCCCCAAUGCACGACGGGAGUGCCAGUAUCCGUGGCAAAGAAAUCAAGGAAGCUGAUUGGUCGCUCUUGGACGUCUGUUUCGGUAUCCCUCUGUUUGAAGACAAAAUCAACAGGACAGUUUGUGCAAAAGUUUCCGAGUUUGGACUUUGCCAGAGAGAAAGCCUUUCGCAGUUACUGCACAGCAGUCGGAAGUUAUCCUUGCGCUUGCUCAACUUUAUCGCUGAACAACAGGACAUGCCUGUGGUACCAGACCUUCCAGCCGAGGCCUCGCUACCAACCUCCCCCUCCACCGUCUCCGCUCCUUCUCUUCCCUACCCAACGAGAAACCUUGUCUUUGUCAACAACAAGCUGCAAGUCUGGGAUACAAGCUGAGAAAUUGUGCAUUUUUCUGUCAAAUUACCCAAAUCCCUCUCCCUAAGUUUAUACCCCUAUAGGAUGCACUGUUAAUGCCCAGGCAAGGUAAAGAAUAGUGUGGAUUUCUUGUUCGUCAGUUUCAAGGGAAUAUACAACAUUUGCAAACAUCAAAAAAAAAAAAUACAAAUUAUUAUGAAAU
This is a messenger RNA of Patiria miniata (bat star), 2882 nucleotides long. It is a transcript of the gene fam91a1, whose product is annotated as protein FAM91A1-like. The record is from RefSeq and is a predicted model, not a curated record. Bases 134 to 2701 code for a protein of 855 amino acids. The transcript is spliced from 21 exons. NCBI's taxonomy places the organism in Eukaryota, Metazoa, Echinodermata, Asteroidea, Valvatida, Asterinidae.